AUGGCGGCUAGGAAGCGACUGCGUCCUGAUGAUCAAUUAGAGAUUCCUCAGAUACUUUUACAAGCACACCAUCGAUGGUUACACCCUGCUGAAAUUUGCCAAAUUCUUCGGAAUCAUACAAAAUUUAGGCUUUCUGAGGAGCAUGCAGAUACUCCAGAGGGUGGAACAUUGUCUCUCUAUGAUCGGAAGGUGCUCAGGUCUUUCAGAAAAGAUGGUUAUAAAUGGAAGAGGACUAAAGACGGAAAGGCAGUGAAGGAAGCCCAUGAGAGGCUCAAGGUUGGAGGAGUAGAGGUGUUACAUUGCUACUAUGCCCAUGGUGAAGAAAAUGAAAAUUUCCAAAGACGCUGUUAUUGGAUGAUUGAAAAGCGUCUCUCCCACAUAGUUCUGGUCCACUACCGGGAUGUAAAGACUUCUGAAGGUAACUUAUCAUGUUCAUCCGAGUUGUCUAUCAAUCGGAAUGUGCAUUUGGAUAUCUCAUAUCAUGCCAGUACUUCGUUCCCUCGAGGAGUCAAUGCAGAUGAGUUACUCAAUUCCCUGGGGCCUCCUUGUCAUAUGGAUUUAAUUAAACAAAAUGAGUCUUCUCUGCAUAGGCACUCUGAUAAUAAAAAUGACCCCUGGAGAUUGAAGAAUCUUGAUAGUUCCAAUCAAUGUAUGAAUACAAAUCUAGGAGACCAAACUGAGCCACAUAUGUCAAGUUCUGAGGACCACUCGAAUACUAUAGCAAGUGAGAAUGGGAUUGAUGGCUUCAGUGCUCUUAAGCAAGUCGAAAUAGCUACUCUGGGAUCUUCUCUAUUCCAGGAUCUUCUCUUUAACAUUAUGGACUUUUCACCCAACUGGGCAUAUGAACGCUCUGAAACAAAGGUUGUUGUUGUGGGAAGAUUCUUGAAGAGUCAAGAAUUAGACAGUUUUAGUUGGUCAUGUAUGUUUGGGGAAGUAGAAGUUCCCGCUGAGGUUGUAGCAGAUGGUGUUCUUCGUUGUCAUACGCCCAUACAUCGGGCUGCUAGGAUUCCCUUCUAUGUAACAUGUUCCAAUAGGUUAGCAUGUAGUGAAGUGAAAAUAUUUGAGUACCGAGUCAACCAUAUACAAGACGCAGAUUUUAAGGAUAACUGCUGCAAAGAAAAUACACUUGUUAUGCGUUUUGGGAAGUUACUGUCCCCAAGCGUUAUGUAUCCAAGUUUCAAUCCCAGGGUUAAACAUAGACAGUAUGAUCCCAUUUGUGUAUCAGACAAUUCUGAUUUGACUAGGAAAAUUAGUUCAUUACUCAAAAAUGGUGAUGAGGAAAGAGCUGAGAUGCUAAAGCUUUUUCCAGAUGCGUUUUCCUUGGAUACAGUAAAGGAGCAGCUGCUUCAACAGUUUCUUAAAGAUAAGUUUCAUGAAUGGCUCUUGAAGAAGCUGGCUGUUGGUGGAAAUGGCUUAAGGGUACUGGAUGAAGGCGGCCAAGGUGUGUUACAUUUUGGAGCUGCUCUUGGCUAUGACUGGGUCUUAUCACCCAUGAAAAUUGCUGGAGUCAGUAUCAAUUUUCGUGAUGUGAAUGGAUGGACGGCACUUCAUUGGGCAGCCUUUUGUGGCAGAGACCGCGCAGUUGCUUUGCUCAUCAGUCUUGGUGGAGCUCCUGGAGCAUUAACUGAUCCUUGUACCAAAAAUCCUACUGGCAAAACACCAGCUGACCUAGCUUCUGAAAAUGGAUACAAAGGAAUUGCUGGUUAUCUUGCAGCAUCUUCUUUGAGUGCCCACAUUUCAUCUCUUAAAUUGGAUAUCAAAGAUGCACAUUCUGCAGAGAGUUCAAGAGAAAAAUCAGUACAACCAGAUGGAAUGUCAGCACAUUGCAGCAAUGGGGACUUAGCGGAUGAGCUCUCCAUGAGGGUUUGUUCAACUGCUGUUUGUGAUCAUAUCCAAGCUUCUGCUCGUAUUCAUCAAGUAUUCAGUGUACAACCUUUCCAAAGGAAGCAGUUGAAAGAGUAUGGUGAUAAAUCAAAAACUUCAGAUGAAGGGGCACUAUCGCUCAGUGCAGUCAAGUCACAUAAGAAAUGUGACCAGCAUGUGAGUUGUGCUGCAAUACAAACGCCUGAUAAAUUUCGUAAUCGGAAUAUAAAAGACUUUCUGAUAAUCCGGAGCAGAAUUCUCAAAAUUCAGGCAAAUGUUAGAGGUCACCAGGAGAGGAAAAGUUAUACAAAGAUACUAUGGGCAGUAGGAAUUUUAGAGAAGAUCAUUUUACGUUGGAGACGUAAAAGAAGUGGCUUGCGCGGGUUCAAGCGAGAACCACCUAGUGAUGAGGGCCGAAGCAUACAAGUUUCAUCCUCAAGGGAGAAUGAUUAUGACUUUUUGAAAGAGGGAAGGAAGCAAACAGAGGAAAGGUUGCAAAAUGCACUUGCUAGGGUGAAGUCCAUGGUUCAGAUUCCUGAAGCAAGAGAUCAAUACAAUCAACUGUCGAAUAUUUUCACCGAGAUUCAGGAAACAAAGGUGGUGGACAGCUCAGAAGGGGAAUCCACUGAUAUGGAUUAUAACGGGAUGUUGCAGGUGGUGAACAACUCGGUUGGGAUAUCGGCUGAUAUGGACUAUAACAUCAUAGACACCAAUGCCCUCCUGGAUGACAACAUUUGCAUAACUGCACGGAGUUCAAUCCAGAGCUUUCCUAUGCUCACAAAAUUUUUCUUGAGUAUUCUUGAUCCCUGCAUCACAAGGAAUAAGAUUGAUCAUAGCAGUGUUGUCAAUCUCCUUUCCGCAUCAUCCCAAGUUAAAGACUUCGAUAUAUUCAGUGGCUUCCUCCGGAUUCUAUCAGAUAUAUACUUUGAGUUAGGCGAUCUACCAUUCUCAUUUAUGAAUCUGAAAACCUUGAGAAUUAGGGGUGGAAUCAAGCAAAGAUAUAUCCCGGGUUUGGCAUGCCUGCUCAAGAGCUCUCCCGUGGUGCACACCUUAGAGAUCAUGUUUAGCGAAGAAGAUGGUAAAUGGAACAACAAAUCCAUGGAUGAUGCCAACUGCACCCAAGAACAAUACUGGGAAUCUCAGACAACAUUGCAAGAGAAUGCAUCUAGGAGAUUUGUGUAUGCACCAGCAAAACCAAGACCUCAAAAAGAUGACAAGGUUCCAUAUAAGAGAGGAGUGAUGAGCAAAUUCCCAUUCAUGGCAUUUCUAAUGUUAACAUUCCCUCAACCGUGA
Fragaria vesca subsp. vesca is the source of this 3156-nucleotide messenger RNA. Its product is annotated as calmodulin-binding transcription activator 3-like. Gene Ontology annotation, biological process: regulation of transcription by RNA polymerase II. The coding region runs from base 1 to 3156 and encodes 1051 amino acids. Gene Ontology annotation, cellular component: nucleus. NCBI's taxonomy places the organism in Eukaryota, Viridiplantae, Streptophyta, Magnoliopsida, Rosales, Rosaceae. The record is from RefSeq and is a predicted model, not a curated record. Gene Ontology annotation, molecular function: protein binding; double-stranded DNA binding; transcription coregulator activity. The transcript is spliced from 12 exons.